AGGGACGCGAUUGCACGAAGGAGGACGAGGAGAGACAGACGAUCUUUCAGCAGCUCCACCGGAACGAUCUUGAGACACGCACUCAUUUUGACAUCAUCGUAGCUAGGAGAGGGCAGAGGAGUGUGUGUGUGUGUGUGUGCCCACGUGGGUUCAUCUCUACGCCAUGGCAGGACCAUCGGCCUGGGUGUGCCGCACGUUGAUCGUGCUGACAGUGUUACUGACCGAUUUACCUGAAAAGUCUAAAGCCGACGAUUUCUUCAAAUCAUGCGAACCACUGCGACCCCCCGAGAGCGGAUACCUUGAAUGCGCGUCCGACUCACAAGGCCAAUUGUCAUGUACCGUCUCCUGUAUGAAAGGAUACCACUUACAGGGCGGAAUUACCGGCGUCUACAACUGUCGAAGCGGAAACUGGACGCCUUCGGCAGAGAUGCCGAAUUGCAUCCUGAAUCGGAUCGUGUGCUCCACACCUGAUCCGCCGCUGAACGGUGCCGUGAGCUGCGUGAUGGAGGUGACGGGAGAGCAGACUUGCCGAGCUGACUGUGCCCAGGGCUACAGCUUUGCGAUGGCAAUCGACCCGCCACUCAUCGCCUGUAUCGACGGCCACUGGAACGGCAGCUUCCCACAGUGCUACCCGGAAGACAUCGCGAGUCCUUCGCAAAUGAACACGGUCUACUUCGAGCCAGGCAAUCCCGGAGAGUGCGUGGCGUGGGGUCUCAGCCAUUUCCGCUCCUUUGAUGGGUCCCUGUUCGAGUUCCGCGGAGGUUGCUCCUAUCUGCUGGCGGGAGACUGCACGGACCAGACCUUCUCCGUGGUGCUGAGAACUGUGCGGCCGUGCAACUCGCUCGCCAACUGCAAGAGGAACUUAACCAUCACCAUCGGGCUCAUCGCCCUCGACCUCAGUGGCAGCGAAGACGGCCCCGUGGCUUCCUCGAGCUCCAGCCUCAUCUCCAUUCCCACGUCGUGGAACGGCCUCCUCAUCGAGCGCAUCGCCGAUUCCAUCCUCGUUCGCAGCGGCCUGGGCUUCACCGUGCGCUGGGACGGCGAAAAUGCCAUAUCAGUGAUGGUCACCAACGAGCUCAGUCAGAAAACGUGCGGUCUUUGCGGCCUGUUCAACAACGACACGUCGGACGACUUGACCGGGAAGAACGGACGGCUCGCUACCUGCCCGCUCGCCUUCGGAAUGAGCUGGCGAGCCACGGAGCCCGGCGAGGAUGACAGCUGCCUUAAAAGCUCAUCGGCCGUGAGCAUGUGUCAGCCAGAUACGCUUCCAAUAGCCUAUCUGCAGUGCAAGAAGAUCCGCCACAAUCAGUUCUCCAACUGCACAGACGACGUGAGCCCGGAGCCGUACAUGCGCGCCUGCUUGGAGGACGUGUGCCUCUGCUUGCUGAACAACCGAACCGACUGCCACUGUGCCUCCUUCGAGGCGUAUGCCGGGGCGUGCUCGCGUCGCGGACACAGGCUCAGCUGGCGGGCACCGGACCUGUGCCACGUUGAAUGUCCUCCGUCCAUGGUGUACGACGACUGUGGGAGCGCCUGCCCGCACACGUGCAAGAGCGCCGUGUUCACUUGCGAGAACCAGCAGUGCGUGGAGGGCUGCCACUGCCCAGACGGUACCCUGCUGCACGACAAGACCUGCAUCACGCAGGACCAGUGUCCCUGCUCGAGCUUGGGCGAUGAAUAUCCCACUGGCAGCAUCAUCCUCGUCGACUGCAACAACUGCACGUGUGUUGGUGGAAACUGGCAAUGCACGACCACUCAAUGUGAAGCCACUUGUAAGGUAGUGGGAGAGACGCACGUGACAACGUUCGACAAGCGACCCUACGAAGCGGCAGGGCUGACUCUGGGAUGCGCGUACACCUUGGUGGAACCCUCGGACCCCUCUGCUGAGGCCUACGCCAUAGAGCUGGAGGGAGCCGCUUGUGGAUCAUCCGCCAAAGUGUGUUCCCGCGCCGUCAACAUUCGUGCUGGUGGACAAGCGCUGCGCCUCCAAGGGCCUCUCGAGUGUCUGCUCAACGGGUGGCGCAUCGGGGAGCUGCCCCGGAAAAUCCCAGGUCUCCUGGUGGAACGUGUCUCUGGCCAGUUUGUCAGGGUGACUCUGGACAACGGCCUGCGCAUCUCUUGGGAUGGCGUGCGGCGCCUGUACGUGACGGCUCCGCCUGAGCUCGAAGGCACGGUGGCUGGGCUGUGCGGCACUUUCACCCGCGACCAGCGCGACGACUUCAUGACGCGUGCGGGAGAUGUCGAGAUCGAGGUGUGGGCCUUCACCGCUCGCUGGAAGGUGGCGCAGGGAGCGACCAACUCGUGCCCCGAUGCCAAUUCGCUGGCGCUGGCGUCUCCGUGCAACACGUACGCCCAGCUCAACGCGGCCGCCCAAGAGACUUGCAACAAACUGAUGAUCGACCCGUUUAACUUUUGCCACACACGUGUCAACCCGGAUGCUUUCAAAAAGGACUGCACAUAUGAGGUGUGCACAGCUGGGGCUCUGAGAGGCGCCGAAUGUAAGACAUUCGCAGACUACGCGUACAUCUGUGCUUCUCGAGGAGUCGUCCUGGCCAACUGGCGUCUACUUCUAGAUUGCACCGUGACGUGUCCCGGUGACAUGGUGUACCAGCAGUGUGCCUCUUCGUGCAGGAGUACCUGUGCCUCGCUGAGCAACCUCGAGGAAUGUCACGAGGAAUGUUCGGAGGGCUGCAACUGCCCAGAUGGACUUCUCCUUGAUUUCGAUGGUCUGAGCUGUGUGGAUCAGAGCCAGUGCAAGUGUUCUUACAGCAGCACAAACUACGCGCCAGGCAGCAUUUUGCAAAUGGGCUGCAAAAACUGCACGUGCGAGUACGGCGGAUGGUCCUGUUGGAGUUCGGAAGGCUGCGUUGACGACAGCGGACUAUGCCCCCAAAACAUGCAGUGGUCCCCAUGCAAGUCCUCCUGCCCUGUCACCUGCGGCAACAUGAACAACCCCAGCCUGUCCAACUGCAUCACGGAGAAAUGCGAUGCUGGUUGCGAAUGCUCGACGGGCCUGGUGUGGGACGGCUCUAAAUGUGUGCAACCCGCCCGUUGCCCUUGCUAUCACGGCGGACAAAGUUUCCAAACGGGACAAAGCAUCACACUCGACUGCAACAACUGCGUGUGCAAUGGACAGGUUUGGGAGUGUGAGCACAAGCGCUGUCCAGGCGUGUGCACGGUGUACGGCGACCCGCAUUACAGGACCUUCGAUGGACGUGCCUAUGACUUCCAGGGCAACUGCCAGUAUGUGCUUGCACGGACAACCUACAGCCUGAUAGACUACAGCAGUUUAAACUUGACCGACAUGGGCGACGUGGACAACGACGGCUUCAUCCUCACGGUCGAGAACGUGCCGUGCGGCAGCAGCGGUGUAACUUGCACCAAGAACAUCGGCCUCAAGUACUGGCGUGCUCACAACGGCGAUGUCUUCAAGAUAGAUCUGGUGCGGGGGAAAAAUGUCGUGGACUCCACCGGCAAUUUCAAUAUUCGCCGCGCAGGUCUCUACCUGUUCGUCGACACUCCCAUCGGCGUGUCCAUCCAGUGGGACUACAGCACGCGGCUCUACAUCAGGCUUCACCCCAAAUACAUGGGUUUGGUGGAAGGCUUGUGUGGAAACUUCAAUGGUGAUCAGAAUGAUGACUUUGUGACACCAGCUGCAGGACCACCUGAAGAGAUGCCAAACAUAUUCGGUGACAGCUGGAAGGUGCACGCGUACUGCGCACCGGCCGUGGUCAUCAACGACACGUGCCUGAUGCACCCUCACCGGGCAGCGUGGUCGCAGCGCAAGUGCGGCGUGCUCCGCUCAUCUCUGUUCGCCGACUGUCACGGCGUGGUCGCUGUGGCACCGUACGCUGACCGGUGCCUCUACGAUGCGUGUGGCUGCGAUAGCGGCGGUGACUGCGAGUGCCUGUGCACUGCCAUUGCGGCAUACGCCUACGAGUGCAGUGCAAACGGUGUGCCCAUCGAGUGGAGGAGCGACGAACUCUGCCCCAUGCAAUGCGGCCACUGCCCAAUGGAGUACUCGGCUUGCACCUCAGCGUGUCCCAAGACAUGCAGAAAUGCCAUGUUCUAUAAUGACAUCCUGUCAAACUGUAAGGACAGCUGUGUGGAGGGCUGCGCUUGUCCCGAUGGCUAUGUUUUGGAUGAGGCCGAGAAAAGCUGUGUCAAGGAGGACGAGUGCGUAUUCUGUAUAAUUGUGGCUGGGAUAAAAUACAAGGAGGGUGCUGUGAUACCAUCGAUGUCAGACAAGUGUCACACAUGUUACUGCUCCAAAGGACGCAUCCACUGUUUAGGCCAGCCUUGUAAACCCACUACUAUUGGUCCGACAGGGGAAUUUAGUACUAAGUCACAAAGUACAUAUUCAGAAUCAACCACCACAGGAUAUGAAGAAACUCCAACAACACCUGAAGAAAUAACAACCACAGUAUAUGAGAGUACAACCACUCCAGAAACGCCAACUCCAGAAACACCAACUCCCGAAACACCAACUCCAGAAACACCAACUCCAGAAACACCAACUCCAGAAACACCAACUCCAGAAAUCACCACUUCGGAAACCACCACCACCACUACAGAAACAACUACUCCAGAAAUUACCACCACCACUCCAGAAUCCCCCACUCCAGAAACACCAACUCCAGAAAUCACCACUCUGGAAACUACCACCACCACUACAACAGAAUCCACCACUCCAGAAACCCCCACUGUCAAAACCACCACCACUCCGGUAAUCACCACUUUACAGACUCCUGAAAGUACUACGCCACCCAGAGAGGUGUGUGCAGGUGGAUACUGGACAGAGUGGAUGAAUAGUGGUUCACCAUCAAUUGGCAAUGGUGGUGAUUUUGAAUCCCACACCGCAUUACAUCUAAAAUACUCUUAUUGUGACGAAUCUGCUGUGUCUGGUGUUGAGUGCCGUGUAAGUGGUUUGAAUGUACAGUGGUAUGCUACCCAUCAAGUUGGUGUGGUUUGCAGUAACAGCGGUCUUUCAUGCCACAACGACGAGCAAAUUAAUUACCCACUCUGCUUUGACUAUGAAGUACGAUUUUGCUGUCGGUCGGUAAUUACCGAGCAGUCAACAACUAUUGCUACAACUUCUCCACCAACGACCCCACCACCAAGUACAACCCCAAAGUUGUUGCCCCCAGGGUGUACCAAGCAUGGCUGGUCAGAUUGGAUGGAUUCAGACUCACCCUUUACGGACAAGGAAGGUGACCUUGAGAGCUUCACAAACCUACGUCGAUUUUACGUCUUCUGCGAAUCACCUGUGACAAUUCAGUGCCGCGUAAAGGACACCCCCCUGGCGUACGACGAAGCUGGACAAUAUGGUGUGACGUGUGAUUUAAUGUACGGUCUACAUUGCUAUAACAGACUGCAACCAGAACUUCAGUGCCUCAACUAUGAAGUCAGAGUUUACUGUCACUGCCAGAUCACUCCCACACCAUUUAAAACUGGGACAACGACGAAAGCACCAAUAACGGAAACCCAUAAAAGCACUCAUAAAUCAACUCAAAAAAGUACUACAUCACCUUGGGCUACACAUCUUGAUCUUACAUACUCACUACCCGAAUUUACACUGCCUCCUGAAGAGACAACAUUCAGCACUGCACACACUACAAAAUCAUCCAGCACUCAUUCUACCACCAAGAAAUUCUCUUCAGAAAUCACAACGAAAAUCCAUACGACUUCCACAUCUGUUUCUACAAGCACGUCAACUGAAUCUACCACCCCAGAAGAGAUUUACACAACUCCAAAGACUCAAUCAACUACAUCUUGCUAUUACAUAAUGCCCACCCCGAGGAUUAAAUAUUCUUCUUCAAGUGAUGAGCAAAUAUCACCAGAUUCUGAAAGUUCUGAGCAGGAUUCUCAUGAAUCAUGGACUCCAGAUAAAGAUGACAAAUAUCCUUACAUAGAGUUCAAUUUUACACCAGGAAAUGAAGUCAUUGGUGUACAAAUCAAGGGAAAGAUGGAAGAGUGGGUUACAAAAUUCACAGUUUCCUAUAGUGUUGAUGGAACAUUAUGGAUACCAUUAUACCAGAUAUUUGAGGGAAACUCUGAUGGAAAUUCUGUGAAAAUAAUCAAGUUCAGUCCUCCUAUUCCUAGCGAUGCUGCUUAUAUCCGUAUCUAUCCAAUUGACUGGAACAAGCACAUCAAAUUUUACGUCCAGCUUCUCCAAGACUGCCAGCCUGAGGCUUCCACAUCCGUGCCUGUUUAUACAAGCACACCACCCGAAUCUACAACUACCCUGGCAGAAACCACAACUCCAAAAAUUCAGACUACUACACCUUGCUAUUACAUAAUGACCAUCCCCACGGUAACAUAUUCCUCCUCAAGUGAAGAGCAAACAUCACCAGAAUCAGCAAGUUCUGAGCCAGACUCUCAUGAAUCCUGGACCCCGGACAAACAUGACAACAACCCCUUCAUACAGUUCCAGUUUCCUUCAGGCACUGAGGUCAUUGGAAUCCAAGUCAAGGGAAAGAAUGAUGAGUGGGUUACCAAAUUUACCGCGUCCUACAGUGUUGAUGGAAUCGUUUGGGUGCCGAUAGACCAGAUAUUUGAAGGCAACUCCGAUGGACACUCAGAGGCCAUCAUUUAUUUCAAGCCAUCUAUCCCAAAAGAUGCCGCUUAUAUCCGUCUCUAUCCAAUCGAUUGGAACAAUCACAUCAGCGUACAGGCCUACCUUCUACAAGCCUGCCUGCCUAUCACAUCCGUGCCUCCAAGCACACCACCCGAAUCUACGACUACCCCAAAAGAAACCACAACAAAAAUUCACGUAACUCACAAGACUCAUACUUCACCUUCCACAUCCGUAUCUGUUUCUACAAGCACACCACCCGAAUCUACGACUACCCCGGCAGAAACCACAACUCCAAAGACUCAGACUACUACACCUUGCUAUUACAUAAUGACCAUCCCCACGGUAACAUAUUCCUCCUCAAGUGAAGAGCAAACAUCACCAGAAUCAGCAAGUUCUGAGCCAGACUCUCAUGAAUCCUGGACCCCGGACAAACAUGACAACAACCCCUUCAUACAGUUUCAGUUUCCUUCAGGCACUGAGGUCAUUGGAAUCCAAGUCAAGGGAAAGAAUGAUGAGUGGGUUACCAAAUUUACCGCGUCCUACAGUGUUGAUGGAAUCGUUUGGGUGCCGAUAGACCAGAUAUUUGAAGGCAACUCCGAUGGACACUCAGAGGCCAUCAUUUAUUUCAAGCCAUCUAUCCCAAAAGAUGCCGCUUAUAUCCGUCUCUAUCCAAUCGAUUGGAACAAUCACAUCAGCGUACAGGCCUACCUUCUACAAGCCUGCCUGCCUAUCACAUCCGUGCCUCCAAGCACACCACCCGAAUCUACGACUACCCCAAAAGAAACCACAACAAAAAUUCACGUAACUCACAAGACUCAUACUUCACCUUCCACAUCCGUAUCUGUUUCUACAAGCACACCACCCGAAUCUACGACUACCCCGGCAGAAACCACAACUCCAAAGACUCAGACUACUACACCUUGCUAUUACAUAAUGACCAUCCCCACGGUAACAUAUUCCUCCUCAAGUGAUGAGCAAAUAUCACCAGAAUCAGCAAGUUCUGAGCCAGACUCUCAUGAAUCCUGGACCCCGGACAAAGAUGACAACAACCCCUACAUACAGUUUCAGUUUCCUUCAGACACGGAGGUCAUUGGUUUCCAAAUCAAGGGAAAGAAUGAUGAGUGGGUUACCAAAUUUACAGCGUCCUACAGUGUUGAUGGAAUCAUUUGGGUGCCGAUAGACCAGAUAUUUGAAGGCAACUCCAAUGGACACUCAGAGAUCAUCAUUUAUUUCAAGCCAUCUAUCCCAAUUGAUGCUGCUUUUAUCCGUCUCUAUCCAAUCGACUGGCACAAUCACAUCAGCGUGCAGGCCUACCUUGUACAAGCCUGCCUGCCUUCCACAUCCGUGCCUCCAAGCACACCACCCAAAUCUACGACUGCCCCAAAAGAAACCACAACAAAAAUUCACGUAACUCACAAGACUCAUACUCCACCAUCUACAUCUACGGCAGUUUCUACAAGUUCCCCACGAGUGCCCACCACACCACCUCGAUCUACUACAAAAAGUUAUCAGAUUACAACACCAUGUUCAUAUGCAAUGGAGAACCCGAAAAUUGAAUUUUCAUCCAGAAGUGAAGAUGAAGGAUCAGGAAGUUCUGAAGAAUAUUAUGAUGCACCAUGGACUCCAGACAAGAAUGAUCAAUCUCCUUACAUACAAUUUGAAAUACCACCUGGAAGUGAAGUCGUUGGCAUAAAAACACAGGGUCACCCAGAAGAUGAAGAAUGGGUUACAAAAUACAUUAUUUCCUAUAGCCAUGAUGGAGUUACAUGGGUGACUCUGGACAAGGUGUUUGAAGGCAAUCAUAACAAUAUUGCAGUGCAUAUUAACUACCUGGUUCCUUCAAUUUCAAAUUCCAAAUAUAUCCGCAUUAUUCCAGUAGAAUGGAAAAAUGAAAUUAGCUUGAUUGCAGAAGUGCUUCUUGGGUGUACGGAUCAAGCUUCGACAACUGCACCGGUCUCGAUAAGCAAACGAACAGGUUCUACGACUCCAGAAAAAAGCAUGACAACAAAAGUUUACACUACUCCAGAAGGAACCACAAAAACAAAAAUAUACACCACAACAAAAGAACGUACAACGAAAGUUCACACGACUCCAAAAGCACCCACGACAACAAAGGUUUACACGACUACACCUUGUUCAACACCAAUGAAAAAUCCUGAGAUUUCAUAUUCAUCAGGAGAUGUUCCUGAAACAGACAAACCAUGGUCUCCAAGUAGUGAUGACAACUCCCCAUUCAUAGAAGUUAAAAUACCUCCAGGAAGUACAUUUGUCGGCGUAAUAACCAAGGGUAAUCCAGAGCAACCUCAGUGGGUUUCAAAUUAUGAAAUUUCAUACACCACCGAUGGAAUUCACUGGGUGGUAAUUGACAAGAUAUUUGAAGGCAAUCAUGACAGCACCACGGAACAAACCAACUACGUGGUACCUUCAAUCCCAGAUCUUGUAGCCAUACGCAUCAUACCGAUAGAAUGGAUUGAUGAUGAAGUUAAGCAUACAGAUGAAUCAUAUGAAAAAAUAAGCAUAAUUGUAACAGUUCUGCUAGGUUGCAAAGUUCCGUCAACAACAAUACAAGUUUCAACAACUGAAACACCAACAACGCGGACUCCCACCCCUAAAGUGAAAACAACAACAAGCAUUCAAACCACAACACCUUGCUAUUACAUAAUGCCUAUCCCGAAGAUAACAUACUCCUCCUCAAGUGAUGAGCAAACAUCGGCAAAAUCAGCAAGUUCUGAGGCGGACUCUCAUGAAUCCUGGACCCCAAACAAACAUGACAGCAACCCAUAUAUACAAUUCCAGUUCCCUCCAGGGAAUUCAGUUAUUGGUAUACAAAUCAAGGGAAAGGAAGAAAAGAACGAGUGGGUUACAAAAUUCACAAUUUCCUACAGUGUUGAUGGAAUUGUAUGGAUUCCGCUAAACAAGAUAUUUGAUGGCAACUCUAAGGAACUCCAGGAAACCAUAAUUUUUUUCUUCCCAUCUAUCCCCUCCAAUGCUGCUUAUGUCCGUGUUUAUCCUAUUGAAUAUCAUGGGCACAUCAGCUUACUUGCUCAACUUCUACAAGGCUGUCAGCAUGAGUCAACAACAAUAAAAGUUCAUACAACAACUGAAACACCAACACCGCCCACUCCCACCCCUAAAGUGACAACAACAAGCAUUCAAACCACAACACCUUGCUAUUCCAUAAUGCCUAUCCCGAAGAUAACAUACUCCUCCUCAAGUGAUGAGCAAACAUCGGCAAAAUCAUCAAGUUCUGAGGCGGACUCUCAUGAAUCCUGGACCCCAAACAAACAUGACAGCAACCCAUACCUACAAUUCCAGUUCCCUCCAGGGAAUUCAGUUAUUGGUAUACUAAUCAAGGGCAAGGAAGAAAAGAACGAGUGGGUUACAAAAUUCACAAUUUCCUACAGUGUUGAUGGAAUUGUAUGGAUUCCGUUAAACAAGAUAUUUGAUGGCAACUCUAAGGAACACCAGGAAACCAUCAUCUUUUUCAGCCCAUCUAUCCCCUCCAAUGCUGCUUAUGUCCGUGUUUAUCCUAUUGAAUAUCAUGAGCACAUCAGCUUAUUUGCUCAACUUCUACAAGGCUGUUACCCUGCGUCUUGCUAUUCCAUAAUGCCUAUCCCGAAGAUAACAUACUCCUCCUCAAGUGAUGAGCAAACAUCGGCAAAAUCAUCAAGUUCUGAGGCGGACUCUCAUGAAUCCUGGACCCCAAACAAACAUGACAGCAACCCAUACCUACAAUUCCAGUUCCCUCCAGGGAAUUCAGUUAUUGGUAUACUAAUCAAGGGCAAGGAAGAAAAGAACGAGUGGGUUACAAAAUUCACAAUUUCCUACAGUGUUGAUGGAAUUGUAUGGAUCCCGUUAAACAAGAUAUUUGAUGGCAACUCUAAGGAACACCAGGAAACCAUAAUUUUUUUCAACCCAUCUAUCCCCUCCAAUGCUGCUUAUAUUCGUGUUUAUCCAAUUGAAUAUCAUGAGCACAUCAGCUUACUUGCUCAACUUCUACAAGGCUGCUACCCUGCGUCAACAACAAUACAAGUUCAUACAACAACUGAAACACCAAAACCGCCCACUCCCACCCCUAAAGUGACAACAACAAGCAUUCAAACCACAACACCAACAACAGAAACACCAACACCGCCCACUCCCACCCCUGCAGUGACAACAACAAGCAUUAAAACCACAACACCUUGUUCAAUACCAAUGGAAAAUCCUGAGAUUUCAUAUUCAUCAGGAGAUGUUCCUGGACCAGGCAAACCAUGGUCUCCAAAUAGUGAUGACAACUCCCCAUUCAUAGAAGUAAAAAUACCUCCAGGAAGUACAUUUGUCGGCGUAAUAACCGAGGGUAAUCCAGAGCAACCUCAGUGGGUUUCAAAAUAUGAAAUUUCAUACACCACCGAUGGAGUUCACUGGGUGGUAAUUGACAAGGUAUUUGAAGGCAAUCAUGACAGCACCACGGAACAAACCAACUACGUGGUACCUUCAAUCCCAGAUGUUAUAGCCAUACGCAUCAUACCCGUAGAAUGGAUUGAUCAUGGAGAUAAGCAUACAGAUGAAUCAUAUGAAAAAAUAAGCAUAAUUGUAACAGUUCUGCUAGAUUGCAAAGCUUCAUCAACAACCGAAACAACAACAACGCCCACUCCCACCCCUACAGUGCCAACAACAAGCAUUCAAACCACAACACCUUGUUCAAUACCAAUGGAAAAUCCUGAGAUUUCAUAUUCAUCAGGAGAUGUUCCUGGACCAGGCAAACCAUGGUCUCCAAAUAGUGAUGACAACUCCCCAUUCAUAGAAGUAAAAAUACCUCCAGGAAGUACAUUUGUCGGCGUAAUAACCGAGGGUAAUCCAGAGCAACCUCAGUGGGUUUCAAAAUAUGAAAUUUCAUACACCACCGAUGGAGUUCACUGGGUGGUAAUUGACAAGGUAUUUGAAGGCAAUCAUGACAGCACCACGGAACAAACCAACUACGUGGUACCUUCAAUCCCAGAUGUUAUAGCCAUACGCAUCAUACCCGUAGAAUGGAUUGAUCAUGGAGAUAAGCAUACAGAUGAAUCAUAUGAAAAAAUAAGCAUAAUUGUAACAGUUCUGCUAGAUUGCAAAGCUUCAUCAACAACCGAAACAACAACAACGCCCACUCCCACCCCUACAGUGCCAACAACAAGCAUUCAAACCACAACACCUUGUUCAAUACCAAUGGAAAAUCCUGAGAUUUCAUAUUCAUCAGGAGAUGUUCCUGGACCAGGCAAACCAUGGUCUCCAAAUAGUGAUGACAACUCCCCAUUCAUAGAAGUAAAAAUACCUCCAGGAAGUACAUUUGUCGGCGUAAUAACCGAGGGUAAUCCAGAGCAACCUCAGUGGGUUUCAAAAUAUGAAAUUUCAUACACCACCGAUGGAGUUCACUGGGUGGUAAUUGACAAGGUAUUUGAAGGCAAUCAUGACAGCACCACGGAACAAACCAACUACGUGGUACCUUCAAUCCCAGAUGUUAUAGCCAUACGCAUCAUACCCGUAGAAUGGAUUGAUCAUGGAGAUAAGCAUACAGAUGAAUCAUAUGAAAAAAUAAGCAUAAUUGUAACAGUUCUGCUAGAUUGCAAAGCUUCAUCAACAACCGAAACAACAACAACGCCCACUCCCACCCCUACAGUGCCAACAACAAGCAUUCAAACCACAACACCUUGUUCAAUACCAAUGGAAAAUCCUGAGAUUUCAUAUUCAUCAGGAGAUGUUCCUGGACCAGGCAAACCAUGGUCUCCAAAUAGUGAUGACAACUCCCCAUUCAUAGAAGUAAAAAUACCUCCAGGAAGUACAUUUGUCGGCGUAAUAACUGAGGGUAAUCCAGAGCAACCUCAGUGGGUUUCAAAAUAUGAAAUUUCAUACACCACCGAUGGAGUUCACUGGGUGGUAAUUGACAAGGUAUUUGAAGGCAAUCAUGACAGCACCACGGAACAAACCAACUACGUGGUACCUUCAAUCCCAGAUGUUAUAGCCAUACGCAUCAUACCCGUAGAAUGGAUUGAUCAUGGAGAUAAGCAUACAGAUGAAUCAUAUGAAAAAAUAAGCAUAAUUGUAACAGUUCUGCUAGAUUGCAAAGCUUCAUAUAAAAUACUCCUCCUCAAGUGA
This is a messenger RNA of Lethenteron reissneri (Far Eastern brook lamprey), 12691 nucleotides long. Its product is annotated as mucin-2-like. The record is from RefSeq and is a predicted model, not a curated record. Gene Ontology annotation, molecular function: protein binding. Lineage: Eukaryota; Metazoa; Chordata; Hyperoartia; Petromyzontiformes; Petromyzontidae. Gene Ontology annotation, cellular component: extracellular matrix.